AUGCAUACUGUGAGCUGUGGACAACAGCGUGGUAGGGGUGGUUACAGCUCUGGUGACCCGAGGGUGUCUGGACUAGAGUCUGCCGAAUUGAGGGUGUCUAGUCUAGCUUUUGGUGACCCGAAGGUGUCUAGACUAGCGUACGGUGACCCAAAGGUGUCUGGUCUAGUGUCUGGUGACCUGAGGGUGUCUGGUCUAGCUUCCGGCUACCCGAGGGUGUCUGGACUAGAGUUUGGUGACCCGAGGGUGUCUAGACUAGCGUCCGGUGACCUGAAGGUGUCUGGACUAGAGUUUGGUGACCCGAGGGUGUCUAGACUAGUGUCCGGUGACCCGAAGGUGUCUGGACUAGAGUUUGGGGACCCGAAGGUGUCUAGACUAGCGUCCGGUGGCCCAAGGGUGUCUGGUCUAGUGUCUGAUGACCUGAGGGUGUCUGUUCUAGCGUUCGGUGACCCGAGGGUGUCUAUACUAGCGUCCGGUGACCCGAGGGUGUCUAUACUAGCGUCCGGUGACCCGAGGGUGUCUGGACUAGCGUCCGGCGACCUGAGGGUGUCUGGACUAGCGUCCGGCGACCCGAAGGUGUCUGGACUAGCGUCCGGCGACCCGAAGGUGUCUGGACUAGCGUCCGGUGGCCCGAGGGUGUCUGGACUAGAGUUUGGUGACCCGAGGGUGUCUAUACUAGCGUCCGGCGACCUGAGGGUGUCUGGACUAGCGUCCGGCGACCCGAAGGUGUCUGGACUAGCGUCCGGCGACCCGAGGGUGUCUGGACUAGCGUCCGGUGGCCCGAGGGUGUCUGGACUAGAGUUUGGUGACCCGAGGGUGUCUAUACUAGCGUCCGGUGACCCGAGGGUGUCUGGACUAGCGUCCGGCGACCUGAGGGUGUCUGGACUAGCGUCCGGCGACCCGAAGGUGUCUGGACUAGCGUCCGGCGUCCGGCGACCCGAGGGUGUCUGGACUAGCGUCCGGUGGCCCGAGGGUGUCUGGACUAGAGUUUGAUGACCCGAGGGUGUCUAUACUAGCG
This is a messenger RNA of Pimephales promelas (fathead minnow), 1015 nucleotides long. Lineage: Eukaryota; Metazoa; Chordata; Actinopteri; Cypriniformes; Leuciscidae. The record is from RefSeq and is a predicted model, not a curated record.